This is a messenger RNA of Rosa rugosa (rugosa rose), 7344 nucleotides long. RefSeq names its product protein SWEETIE. The record is from RefSeq and is a predicted model, not a curated record. The transcript is spliced from 48 exons. Gene Ontology annotation, biological process: carbohydrate metabolic process. NCBI's taxonomy places the organism in Eukaryota, Viridiplantae, Streptophyta, Magnoliopsida, Rosales, Rosaceae. Bases 297 to 7142 code for a protein of 2281 amino acids.
GUUCUCUACCGUAAAUUAUGGUACAGUAUUCCGACGGGAGUAUUCGGGUUAGAGCGAGACCCGUAUAACCCGCUUUUUUAAACGGGUCGGGUAUGAGUCCCGAUCGACCCGAGUCUUUACUCUCCUCCAUCGUGUUCUGCAUCUCAAUUCUAACUAGCUCGAAAUAACUGUCUCUGCGUUCGUUACUCGCUUUACAUAAUACCAAAUGAUUCAGAUCAAAUCCCAACCUCCACUCUUUACUACUUGAGUUUGAUCUCUCUCUCUCUAUUCUUCUUCUUCUUCCUUAGAUCACUCUAAUGGCGAAGAAGCACGUCAAAGAUAACCCCCUGCCGCUCUCUCAGUUCGGCGUCUUGGUAGCUCAAUUGGAGUCCAUAGUCGCCUCCGCCGCCCAGAAGCCACCGGAGCCCCUCCUCUGCUUCGAUCUCCUCUCCGAUCUCAUCUCCGCCAUCGCCGAAGAGCCCAAGGAGUCGAUUUUGUUAUGGCAAAGGCGAUGCGAGGAGGCACUUUAUUCACUGCUUGUACUUGGAGCUCGGCGGCCGGUGCGGCAUUUGGCUUCAGUUGCAAUGGCGAGGGUUAUAUCCAAGGGAGAUAGCAUUUCAAUAUACUCCAGAGCCAGCAGUCUCCAAGGGUUUCUUUCUGAUGGGAAGAAGAGCGACCCGCAAAAAGUAGCUGGGGCUGCACAAUGCUUAGGAGAAUUAUAUCGAUAUUUUGGGAGGCGAAUCACUUCAGGUUUACUUGAAACGACUAUGAUUGCCACAAAACUCAUCAAGUUUCAUGAGGAAUUUGUGAGACAAGAGGCUUUAUAUAUGCUUCAAAAUGCUUUGGAAGGGUCUGGUGGUAGUGCUGCUGCUUCAGCAUACACCGAGGCAUUUCGUCUCAUCAUGCGGUUUGCUGUUGGUGAUAAAUCAUUUCUUGUCAGAAUCGCUGCUGCAAGAUGUUUGAAGGCAUUUGCUAUUAUUGGAGGACCGGGUUUAGGGGUGGGAGAACUUGACAAUUCAGCUUCUUUCUGUGCCAAGGCCCUUGAGGAUCCUGUUUCAUCUGUCCGUGAUGCAUUUGCUGAAGCAUUGGGUUCGCUGCUUGCUCUUGGAAUGAAUCCUGAUGCACAGGUUCAACCAAGAGGGAAGGGACCUUUUCCUCCAGCAAAGAAACUAGAAGGUGGUUUGCAAAGGCAUUUAGCAUUGCCUUUCACAAAAGCAAGUGGCGCUCGGUCAAAGGAUGUGCGAGUUGGCAUAACAUUGUCUUGGGUGUUCUUCUUACAGGCAAUUCGUUUGAAGUACUUGCAUCCAGACAGUGAGCUUCAAAACUAUGCAAUUCAGGUUAUGGACAUGCUUCGUGCCGAUACUUCUGUUGAUGCCUACACUCUGGCUUGUGUUCUCUAUAUCCUUCGUGUUGGUGUUACCGAUCAGAUGACAGAACCUACUCAGAGGAUUUUUUUGGUUUUUCUUGGACAGCAGCUUAUGUCUCCUGAUGCCAGUCCUUCCAUGAAAAUUGCUGGUCUACGUACUGUCUCAUAUACCCUAAAAACUCUGGGAGAGGUUCCAGCUGAGUUCAAGGAAGUACUUGACAACACUGUUGUUGCAGCAGUAUCUCAUUCUUCUCAACUUGUACGAAUUGAGGCUGCUUUGACAUUGCGUGCACUGGCUGAGGUUGAUCCCACCUGUGUUGGUGGUUUAAUUUCAUAUGGGGUGACCAUGUUGAAUGCUCUGAGAGAAAAUAUAUCGUUUGAAAAGGGGAGCACUUUGCAAUUAGAGCUUGAUUCUUUGCAUGGGCAAGCUACUGUGUUAGCAACUCUGGUGUCCAUUUCCCCAAAAUUACCUCUUGGUUAUCCCGCUAGGUUGCCCAAAUCAGUUCUUGAAGUUUCAAAGAAAAUGCUGACUGAAUCUAGUCGGAAUCCUCUGGCCGCUACAAUUGAAAAAGAAGCUGGGUGGUUACUUUUGUCAUCUCUCUUAGCAUCCAUGCCAAAGGAGGAGCUUGAAGACCAGGUUUUUGAUAUUCUUUCCUUGUGGGUGUCCCUUUUUACUGGAAACCCACAAAAUGAAACUAACCAAACUGGGGAUUUGAUAUCUAGGAUUCGCAUGUGGUCUGCUGCAAUUGAUGCUCUUACGUCAUUUUUAAGAUGCUUUCUUUCCCAUGAUGCUAAGAAUAAUCGGAUUUUGCUUCAACCUGUGCUUGUAUACCUAAGUAGGGCUUUAUCCUUUAUAUCACUGAUAGCAGCCAAGGAACUGCCAAAUGUGAAGCCUGCUCUGAAUAUAUUUAUUAUCAGGACACUAAUAGCUUAUCAGUCUCUUCCUGAUCCAAUGGCAUAUAAGAAUGAACACCCCCAGAUUAUUCAAAUUUGCACUAGUCCAUUCAGAGAGGCUUUUGGAUGUGAAGAAAGUUCAUGCUUGAGGUUUCUGUUAGACAAAAGAGAUGCAUGGUUAGGUCCCUGGAUUCCUGGAAGGGAUUGGUUUGAAGAUGAACUUCGUGCUUUUCAAGGUGGAAAAGAUGGUAUUAUGCCCUGUGUCUGGGAGAACGAAGUUUCUAGCUUUCCUCAGCCGGAACCAGUAAACAAGAUAUUGGUGAACCAGAUGCUUCUCUGCUUUGGAGUCAUGUUUGCUUCUCAGGAUAGUGGUGGGAUGCUGUCACUUCUUGGAAUGAUUGAGCAAUCUAUGAAAGCUGGAAGAAAGCAACCAUGGCAUGCAGCUAGUGUAACCAAUAUAUGUGUGGGGUUACUUUCAGGAUUCAAGGCUUUGCUUUCCUUGCGUUCCCAGCCAUUAGCAGUUGAUGUAUUAAAUUCAGCACAGGCUAUAUUUCAGAGUAUUCUAGCAGAGGGUGACAUCUGUCCAUCACAACGUAGGGCUGCAUCAGAAUGUCUUGGCCUUUUAGCUCGUCUUGGAAAUGAUAUCUUUACAGCAAGAAUGACAAGAUCACUGCUUGGUGACCUAACUGGAGCAACAGAUUCAAACUAUGCAGGUUCAAUUGCUUUUGCUCUGGGUUGCAUUCAUUGCAGUGCCGGAGGAAUGGCAUUGUCAACAUUAGUGCCUUCAACUGUGAGCUCAAUUUCUUUGCUUGCUAAAAGUUCAAUAGCUGGUUUACAGAUCUGGUCUUUACAUGGACUUCUGUUAACCAUAGAAGCUGCUGGCUUGUCCUAUGUAUCUCAAGUUCAGGCAACACUUGGCCUUGCUUUGGAUAUUCUUUUGUCCGAGGAGAAUGGUUGGGUUGUACUUCAGCAAGGGGUUGGCCGUCUUAUAAAUGCUAUUGUAGCUGUUCUUGGUCCUGAACUUGCCCCUGGAAGUAUUUUCUUUUCACGUUGCAAGUCAGUUAUUUCAGAGAUAAGCUCAGGGCAAGAAACAGCAACAAUGCUCGAGAGUGUUCGCUUUACUCAACAACUUGUACUAUUUGCACCACAAGCUGUUUCUGUGCACACCCAUGUCCAAACUCUUCUUCCUACUUUAUCCUCAAGACAGCCAGUUUUGAGGCAUCUUGCUGUUUCCACUCUUCGGCAUCUUAUUGAGAAAGAUCCAGUGUCCGUUGUUAACGAGCAAAUAGAAGAUAAACUAUUUCAAAUGCUGGAUGAAGAAACUGACUCCGAGAUUGGUGAUCUGGUGCGAGCCACAAUUAUGCGAUUGCUCUAUGCAUCAAGCCCUUCACGUCCAUCUCAUUGGAUGUCAAUAUGUCGAAGUGUGGUUCUUGCCGCAUCAAUGAGGAGAAAUGCUGAUAGUAUAAACGGUUUAGAAAAUGAUCCGGUGGGUACAGAGGGUGAUCCAAGUUUAAAUUCUGGAGAAGAUGAUGAUAACAUGGUUUCUGGAUCUAGAGGCUCACCCCAGUUGAUUCUCAGCAGGGAAAAGCACCUCAGAUAUCGAACCAGAGUAUUUGCUGCUGAGUGUUUGAGUUACCUACCUGGAGCUGUUGGAAAGAAUCCAGCUCAUUUUGAUCUCUGUUUGGCUAGGGACCAAUCUACUAAUGGACAGGCCUCUGGUGAUUGGCUUGUCCUCCAUAUCCAAGAACUUAUAGCACUUGCUUAUCAGAUAAGCACGAUCCAGUUUGAAAACAUGCAGCCAAUUGGUGUAGUACUUCUGAGUACGAUUACAGACAAGUUCGAGAGGACUCCUGACCCGGAGCUUCCAGGGCACCUCCUGCUGGAACAAUAUCAGGCGCAACUAGUGUCUGCUGUCCGCACUGCCUUAGACUCGUCCUCUGGUCCUAUUCUUUUGGAAGCAGGCUUCCAGUUGGCUACAAAGAUAUUCACAAGCGGAAUAAUUAAGGGUGAUCAGAUUGCUGUUAAGCGCAUAUAUUCUUUGAUUUCACGACCAUUGAAUGACUUCAAGGACCUGUAUUAUCCUUCAUUUGCAGAAUGGGUCUCGUGCAAGAUUAAGAUAAGACUUCUUGCUGCCCAUGCCUCUCUCAAAUGUUAUACAUAUGCAUUCUUGAGGAGACACCAAAGUGCGGUUCCAGAUGAAUAUUUAGCACUUUUACCAUUAUUUUCAAAGAGUUCAGACAUGCUUGGGAAGUACUGGAUUAGAGUCUUGAAGGACUACAGCUAUAUUUGCUUGUGCGUGCAUCUUAAGGCAAAGUGGAAUCCUUUUCUUGAUGGAAUUCAAUCACCUCUGGUAUCAUCAAAGUUGCAGCCCUGCUUGGAAGAAUCCUGGCCAGUAAUAUUGCUGGCAAUUGCAUUGGAUGCAGUUCCAGUGAAUCUUGAAGAGAAUGAAUCUUCAAAAUCCACUGAUGAAACUACAUCAAGCAAUAGCUUAUUGUCUGGAUAUAGUAUGGUUCAAUUGGAAUCCGAAGAUUAUCAGUUUCUCUGGGGAUUUGCUUUGCUUGUUUUAUUUCAGGGGCAAAAUUCGACCCCCAAUGGAUUGAAAAAUCCAGUUUCUAUAGUUAAAGCUUAUAACAGGGGAGAUCCAUCCAGUGAAGAAUUAUCUUCCCCAGGAGUUAAUUUAUACGAGAUUGUAUUACCGGUCUUCCAGUUUUUGUCCACCAAAAGAUUUGCCAGUGCAGGAUUUCUCACUAUGGACAUAUGCAGUGAAUUGCUUCAGGUUUUCUCAUAUUCUAUGUGCAUGGAUAAUUCAUGGGAUACUCUUUCAGUUUCUGUUCUAUCACAGAUUGUGAAGAACUGCCCUGAAACGUUUUAUGAACUGGAAAACUUUGCUUAUCUGGCAAUGGAACUCUGUUUGGCGUACCUCUGCAAGGUGUUUCUAAGUACCGAUGUGACAUCUCUGGACAAAUCCUUGGGGGAUUUGAUAUCCUCAAUAUUUGUCACAGCAAAAACCCUUGUGAACUGUUUUCAACCAAAGAAGCAACUAGUAUCUGCGGCAUUGGCGUUUCUUUUAAUUGGUUACAAGGGAAUCAGAGAAGUCUCAACUGACUUCUGCUUCUCCAAACUUGAUGAAUAUUUCAAGUGCACGAGCCUCUUAUUGAAAAGAUUUAUUGAUGAUACAUGCAGUGUUGGUGAUGAUGGUAUUCUUCAGAUGAGAAAAAUAUUGGGAACUUGUCUGAAUGUGAUCACUGAUUUGACCAAGGACUGCAUUAAGUGUAUUCAUAUGCUGGAGAAUAAGAGAUCUGAUUCGCAUACAUUACUGCAAACAAAGCUUGCUUUCUCUCUUGAACAAACUAUAUCAUUUGCCAAGCUGGGUUAUGAAAUGGAUUAUCUUGAAGAUAAUACAGAUGGUGAUUCAAUUUAUUAUGGUAUGUUUAAAUAUUGCACCAGAUGUGUCCAAACUGUACUCACCGAUUCAAGUUUACAGGUUCAAGAAAUUGGGUUGCAAGUACUAAAAAACUUGAUUCAGAAAGGCACAGAUGCAGAGGAUGACACUUUCUUAAUGCUUUUUGUUGGGGAACUUGCUUGUGAUUUUUUCCUGAUAAUGCAGAAUAUGCUAAAGAAACCUGUAACUGAAAAAUCAGCAUCUGUUGCUGGUGAAUGUUUAAGACUUUUAGUGCUUCUGCAAACAUCGUCAAAAUCUAGCGAAUGUCAGAGAGGUUUUAUGAAUUUGCUCCUGGAAGCUGUUAUCGUGGUUUUCAAGGCUUCAGAAGAAGGUUCUUCUCAGGAAGUCAAUAAACUUAGGAGCAUUGCUGUGAGACUUGUUUCUCAUCUUGCUCAAGUUCCUUCCUCUGCAGUUCACUUCAAGGAUGUGUUGCUGUCUAUGCCUCUGACUCACCGACAGCAAUUUCAGGGGUUUAUUCGUGCUUCUGUGACCCAAGAGCAUAAUGCAACACAGAUGAAGCCCACAACUCCAUUUUUGGAGAUAAAACUACCAGUGCCAACAGUGGUAAGUAAAGAGAAACAGUAUCCACUGCCAGCCACUACUACAUCACAUUCUUCUGUUUCUGAUUAUCAAAGAGAUGAGGAGGAGGAAGAGGAUGAAGAUGAUUGGGAUGCUUUUCAGUCUUUUCCUGCUACUUCAAACGCAGCUGAAAUUGACUCGAGAGUAGACAGUGCCUUGGAAACACCCGACCUGGUUGAGAAAUCGUCUCCUUCGGAAGUGAAUACAGAGAGUGAUCAAUUUCAUGGAGAUUCUGUUUCCCAACCUCUCAACAAUGUAGAGGCUACCAGCAAGGCAGACCAUCAAGAGGCUGGCAUAGCUGAGGUGAUAUCUGAUUCCCCAGAUGAUCUGACAUCCUCACAGGGUAAUAUACUAUGUGACAAUGUCAAGACAGAAAAACCCGAUGAUUCCCAAACUAAUAGUGGUGUUAUCGAGGCAUUGGAUGAUCAAAAGGAGAGAGACGAUAAAUUGUUAUCCGGACCAGAAGAGGGAAAGGGAGCAGAGUUGAACCAAGUUACUGAACACAGAACAUCUGAACUUCAUCCUAUUGAAGAUGCUGAAGGAUUGGUCGGAAAGAAUUCAGCACACCAUGAGCAGGGAAAGGAGAACACUGAUAAUAGACCAGUGCAAUCAUCAUUAGAUCCUGUAAAGCUUGGUGAGGAAGUAAAGGGAGGAGGGUCGAACCAAGUGACAGAACAGAUACCAUCUGAACUUCAUCCUGUCGAAGAUGCUCAAGGAUCGGUUGCAGUGAAUUCAGCGCACCAUGAGCAGGGAAAGGAGAUCCCUGAUAAUAGAUCAGUGCAAUCAUCAUCAGAUCCAGUCAAGCUUGACCAGGAAGUAAAGGAUAAAAGAGAAGACAAAGAAGAGUCGGCAGUUGAAGAUUCUCGGCCCCAACAACACUAACAGAGCGCCAAAGUUCAAGAAAAGCAAUGAUGAUGCUGAGAAAUCUGAAUGAUAGUAGUUGCUGUAAAUUGUAAUAUCGAUACAGAAGUACACAGCUUUUGUUGCCACUGCAAACACGGAAAUUACUUUGUAUUGUCAUGACAUGUAUCAUUCACAAUUUUCCAAGAAAAAUUACAAAUCAAAGCUUCAUUUUGGCAGAAAA